Molecule: messenger RNA, 600 nt
Organism: Morone saxatilis (striped sea-bass)
Lineage: Eukaryota; Metazoa; Chordata; Actinopteri; Moronidae
Gene: hes2.1
Product: hes family bHLH transcription factor 2, tandem duplicate 1
Exons: 3
Coding region: 1-600 (199 amino acids)
Biological process (GO): regulation of transcription by RNA polymerase II; regulation of neurogenesis; anterior/posterior pattern specification
Cellular component (GO): nucleus
Molecular function (GO): DNA-binding transcription factor activity, RNA polymerase II-specific; RNA polymerase II cis-regulatory region sequence-specific DNA binding; protein dimerization activity
Source: RefSeq, a predicted model, not a curated record
AUGAGUCCCAGCAUCACCACCGAGGCCAACCAGCCUAUCACUGCCAGGUCCACCGUGGCCCAGAGAAAACAAGCCAACGAACUGAGAAAGACUCUUAAACCCUUACUGGAGAAGAGAAGACGCGCUCGUAUCAACGACAGUCUCAGUCAUUUGAAAAGCCUAAUUCUUCCUCUGGUUGGCAAAGACAACGCACGCUACUCCAAGCUGGAGAAAGCUGAUAUUCUGGAAAUGACCGUCCGUUUCCUCCGAGACCUUCCUUCCACUCCUGUCAAAGACUCCGCAGACACUUACAGAGAAGGCUACAAAGCUUGUCUCCAGCGCGUCUCCGCUCUGCUUCCCAAAACGAGCCUGGAUCAAGACGCGUGCCAGCGGGUGAACGACUUCGUCCAGCAGUCUGCAUCCGCCACUGUCACCCCAACCUGCCUGAACUGCUGCGCUCAGAGCUCCAGGUCUCUCCCUCAGAUCCAACAGAGACUCCUGAGCCUCAAAUCCAGCUUCAGCUUCAAACUGGAGGGUCCGCCCCGCAGCAGCGCAGCGGCUCCCAGCCGGGCGCAGCCAGGCCCGCAGGCUGUCAGCGCUGCCAUGUGGAGACCCUGGUAG